Molecule: messenger RNA, 6113 nt
Organism: Galleria mellonella (greater wax moth)
Lineage: Eukaryota; Metazoa; Arthropoda; Insecta; Lepidoptera; Pyralidae
Product: axoneme-associated protein mst101(2)-like
Exons: 20
Coding region: 173-4732 (1519 amino acids)
Molecular function (GO): calmodulin binding
Source: RefSeq, a predicted model, not a curated record
GUCAUAAAAUAUAUUAUUAAAUAAAAAGUGUGAUUAUAUCUUUUAAUUUUAUUAUAUAUUUUGUAUUUUUAAAAAAAUAAUGCCUAUAAUAUGACAACAAUACCCAAUGUAGCAAUUGUUUUUACUAAAUAAUGAAAAAGAUUUUCCAAAUAAAACCAAUAAGUCCAUAAAAAUGGAUUCGUCCGAUAAUAAUCAAGUUAAACCAGAUUCCCAGGAUUGUGCUAUACCGGCGCCUCCUGGUAUUUCUGGGAUUGAGCCAAUAAAGUUACAUGUAAAAUCGUCACCAAUGGCAAGCCCCUCGAGCCGCAAGCCCAUUAUCAAUGCAAAAAAGAAGUUGCGUGCAUUCUCCAUUCAGAAGAAAGAGUUAAAGGCUGCAAUUCCACCAGUAGCUGUGCCCAAAACUGUCACCAGUGGGAACACCACAGUUCUAAUAGGCAAGUUGAGUAGUGUGAAGGUGACCCCUAAACCAGAACCAGAGCCUGAUGUGAAAAAACCACCCAAACCACCAAGACCUGGCUCCUAUUAUGAUACAUCCUAUUUAGAGCUGCAGAAAAAGAAUGUGGCAGAGAUAGAAGAUAUGAAACGUAAGAUGGAACUGGUAGAUUUAGGGAUACCACUAGGUCUCAUAUGUCCAACGUCGAGCAAUGAGAAAGCAAUGCCUACAAAGGCCAUGCCACCAAUAAAAUCAUUCUUAGAUCCAGCGAAAGUAGACGAAUUAAUUCGCGAGGCUAAAAAGGCUAGAGCAGAGGGUAAGAAAUUUAAAUUUGAUAUCCAGAAAUUUUUACCAGAUUACGAUAAUCCUUUCCAACGCAAAAAAGAUGCGCCAGACUCCGAAAAGAAACAAGAUGACCAUCGUCAAAGUACAAUUGAUAAGAGAGAUAUGAAAAAAAGUAGUAGAUAUGAUAGUAGAAGACAUUCCGAUUAUCGGAAGGAUGACAGAGAUAGAUAUAAGGAUGACAGAGACAGGUAUAAAGAUGAUAGGGAUAGAUAUAAGGACGACAGAGAUAGACAUAAGGAUGAUAGAGGUAAAUAUAAAAGUAAGAGUAAGGAAAAAGAUAGAGAUCAUAGAAAAGAAGACAACAAGAAAAAUGAUAAGUAUGAAAAAGAAAUAAAAGAAACUGAUGUCAACUUAAGUGAUUAUUUAGUUUGUGAUAGUUGGUCUUUAGAUACUGAAGAUAAGACGAAUAGUUCGAGCCCUAAAGUAAUAGAUAAGGCUGCUAAAUCAGCAAAAGAAAGUAAACCGCCAAUUGAACAAACAAAAGAAACAAAUAUGGUAAAAGAAUGUGAUAAAAUUGUAUUGACAGAUAGUCCGUUGCUUAAACCUGUUAAAAUGGAAAGGCUUAAACCAGUUAAUGAUUCUUUUAAAUUUGAAAUUGACCCGAAUGAUGACGAAAUUUUAGAUGCAAAUGACGAAUAUGAUCAACCAAUUGCUGAGAAAGAUUCAAAGUACGAAUCUCCAGUUUUGAAGGCAGAUUAUGAUGAACUAUCCAAAGAUGUGUCAAUUGACAACAACGAUGAGUUUUUAGAGUCGAUUAUAAAUGAAAUAAAACAGGAAGAUAUGAGUGACGUUAGUCAAGAUAAAGGGCUAGUAGAAUACGAUAUGUCUCCGCCGAGGAGUGACUUGCAGGAAGACCCGAGUCAGGGAUCUGUGACUCCUGAAUUAGAUGAUAAAAUGAGGGAUCUGACUAGUCAGCAAAGUCAUUAUUCAGAUGGUUAUAGAUCAUCUGAAAGCGGUUAUAAGUCUACAGAGAGUGGAUACAGAUCGCGGGAUAGUUACAGGUCUGAUAGCUAUCGGAUGUCUAUAGAGAAGGAUUUGGUUGCUGCAGGGGAUAAAAUGUCGAGGUUUACAGUUGAUUCCUUGGAGACUUGGAGCUUCGUAUUGAAGAUUUGUCAACCCCUACUGUUUAGGCAUGACAAGAAUAAAUGUUAUAAAGAGACACACACAGUGCCUAAGAUCUGGUAUACGGAAAAUCCGCGACUGUGCGCAUGUGUGAAGGACCGUGCGAUUGUCUAUGAUGAACUGGAAAUGUGCAAGAUGGGACUCGUCGAUCGAGUCUAUGGGUGUGAUCAGAUUCCAGAUUCUCCAUUCCCCACUGCCCGAACGUGGUACCCUCAAUUCGACUUCUGUGUUCCAACCAAUAGUAGCCUGCAACUAUCAAGUGAGUGGGAGAUCGAGGACAGUCAGAUCGACCUGCCGAAGGGGAAACCCAAAGAGAAGGAAAGGUCAAUGACCCCGCAGAGAACAAAUGACAUUUACUUAGACAGGCAGUAUCAGAGAUCUAAAAGCAAUGAAUGCGACACGAAUGAAAGUGUCGAGUCAGCGAUUAAAUCGAAUGUCAAAGAGAGGUCACUGACCCCCCAGAGGAAUGAGGAGAUUUGUCUUGACACAGAGUACCAAAGAUUCAUGCAAGCCGUUUGGCCAGAAGUCAGUUCCGAGGCAAAACCUGACGCGUCUAGAAGCACGACACCUGUCCGACAGGAGAGUAGGAAGAAAAAGAAAAGCGAAGAGGAGAUUGAGACGGAAGAAAAGAGAAAAGCUAAAAAGAUAAAGUUGAGCAGCGAGGGAUGGAGUCAGGAGUCGGAUGUUGAGGAAGAUAUGGAGAAAAGCAGAAAGACGAAAAUAAUAAAGGAAAAGGAAAAAGAGAAAGUCCGUAAACGCAAGCAUUCUUCAUCUUCUACGAUCUCUACUCUGUCUGAUAGUGAUGAAACUGCUCCCAAGAAGAAGAAGGCAUCCAAGAAGAAGGCCAGCAAAAAGUCGAAGUCCGCCAAACGACGUCGCUUUAAUAAAAAGUAUUUGAAGAGAUUAAAAGAAAAGAAAAAGAGGAAAUUGGUAAAAUUGGAAAAGAUGUCCGAUUCGGAAGAUGAAGAAACGGAAAGCAGAAAGGAGAAAAAGGCUAAAAAGAAAAAAGAACUAAAACUGAAAAAGGCACAAAAGAAAAGGAAAUCUCGUGCUAAAUCGACAUCGACAAGUUCCUCAUCGAGUAGCGACAGCAGCUCAGAAAUGGACACUGACCAUAAAAGAAAGAAGAAAAAGGAAGCGCAAAGAAAGAAAAACAAAGAGAAGAAAAGAAAGCAUUCAACAUCUGAAUCGAGCCAGAGCGAGGAGUUAUUUGAUGUUAAUGUACUAAAUAAUAUUAAAACGGAAAGGUUGACUGACGACGAAAGAAUGUUCUCACCAAGAAAACAGAAGCCUAGAGAAAUUAUUAAUGUUAAAGAGUUGCAAAAUGAUUUUGUGGGGAAUAAUAUACACAUUAAGCAAGAAAAAGAAGAAACAAAAGAAAUAGAAAAGAAAAUAGAGAAGCCUGUAGAAGAAGAAGUUACGACUGAAACACACACUGCCGUUGUGGAGCCUAGUGCUGUUGUGGAAGCGAGUAAGGUCGAGCCUGUAUUGGAGCUUGAUCUAGAACACAUUCAGUUGCCAGAACCUAUAAAAAUAACUAUUGAUGAACCCCAAGAAACAGUUUUUGAAGUACCUCAAGUUAUUUCGCAAAUCCCUGUCGUGGACGAGUCUAACGCGUCCCAGUGUUCGUCACAAGAGUCUGUAUGUAGCGUCAAAGACCCGCCGGCGUAUGAAAAAGACGAGAGUCACCUCCGGCCGUCGUCGCAGAACUCCAACUAUAGUUUUAAUGAUGUCAUCAGCGCCAGUCAAGGUCAGGGGCUGUACCAGAAGGGGUUGGAACUGGAAGAGGACAAGUAUGAGAGCUACGAACAAGGCAACUACGAAAUGUAUGAACAGUUGGCAAUGGCGUACCAGAGCGAUGUUGCCAGUCAGACACGUUUGCAGGCCGCGUCUCCGCCGGCGAACGAGUCGCGGCGCAUCGAGACGGUGGUGCGCGCGCGCGGCCGCGGCGAGAUCAAGUGCGACUGGCGCGCCGGCGACCGACCUGCGCCCGCGCCGCACCGGCCCUCGCGCUGGGGUCUGAAACCGGGUGAAGUGAACAUCGUACUGACAGGCGGCAGUGAACAGUUCCCCAUCCAGACCGUGGAGCCAGUGUACCGCAUCGAGAGCCUCGCCAACCGCCACGAUAAUGUGUCCAUUAGGUCCAGUUUCCCAUACAGCUACGAUGAGGCGUACAUGGACAUGUACGGUGCGGCGGACCGCCUGCAGUAUGGAGAUUGCUUCGCGCCGGCACCGGAGCCGCAGCUUGCCCCUGAACUGUCACCGGAGCCCGAGCAGCCGCCUUCGGAGCCUGAGCAACAACAGCGCCCCACCGGAAGACGAUCCCUCGACGCACGGAUACAUCUUGCACUUCAGAAUACAGUUUUGGGCGACGUUGCAAAGGAAAUGCCAGAGACUGACGCAGAUAAAGAUGGGAAAGGAAUCUUGCAUACCAAAACGUUAUCGAAAUCGGGUAAGCGUGUCAGCUUCGCGGACGGAUACAAGCCCGGCCAGGAUUCAGACACAGAGGAUCCGCCGAUUAAGAAGAAGAAGAAGGCCCGUCGGUACGGGUGCGCGUGGCCGUGCCCGGCGUCGCACCCGGACCACGUGCCGCUGUGGGACGCGCUGCCGCCGCCGCCGCCGCCGCCGCCGCCGCCCGGCUCGCCGCCGCCGCCCGCCGCCGCCGCCGCGCCGCCCGCGCACCUGCUGCGCCGCCGCGCCGCGCCGCCGCUGCUGCCGCUGCCGCCGCCGCACGCCUUGCUGCCGCACCCGCACCACAAGUUCGAUCCGAACACGUCGGUGCCUCCAUUCAUGCCGCCGGAGCCGCCGCCCAGCCUCAUCAGUUUCCACUAGUGUGACAUGUAUAUAAAUGUGUAAAUAUAUUUUUUUUAUAUAAAACAAUAUGUUAUACGAACAUUCUGGACUUUAUUCUGUUUUGACUAAUUGAUAGAAUUAUCAAUAAUGGCGCCGAUUCUGAGGUGCAAUUUCUAUAAACUUAUCGCUUAAAGUAAUAUUUUAAUUUAAUAAUUUCGCGAUUUUUGUUUUAUAUCACAAAGGUGGCAAACAAGCAUACAGCCCGUCUGAUGGUAAACGGUCACUAUAGCCUAUGGGUGUCUGCAACACUGGGGGUGUCACGUGCGCGUUGCCGACUCUGAAGAAAUUGUAAUAUACCUUUUUUGAAGAAACCCAAUUGUAACUGUUUUAUGCACCAUCCUAAAUUAAAAUAUAAUAAUUUUGACGUAAAUCUACGGGAAUAGAGUACUUGAAGUAUUCAACAAAUCCUUAAAACGUUUGAAAGAAUGGCAUUAACAAAUUUUCCUGCGCGCGCAACCUCGCAUGGACCCUCAUCGUCAUAUCAACCUUUCACGUCCACUGCUGAACAUUAGCCUCCCCCUUUGGGGUUUUGCCAGUAAUUGCCACGCUUGGCAGGCGGAUUGGCAAUCGCAGUUAAGCUUUAGAGAUGAUUUAAGAGGAACGCUGCCGCCCAUCCCUGUUUUAAUUCUUCUUGCAUGAUAAUACAAAUAAUACAACUUGAAUUGUCUCAAUGUAUUUAGCAUUAAUGUAAACCUACGUGGUUUCUGUAUGUUAACAGAAUAUGUUUUCUGUAAUUUCUCAAUUUUUGUUAUAAUAAAAAAAAAUGUAUAUCCAUAUCUGAUCUGUGUUACUUAACUCUAAAAGUAAACAAUUGGUCAACUUGUAUAAUACUUGUAUGUCUACAAGAAUAAGAUCAUACGACCGAGCUUUAAGCUCUUAUAAAAUGUAACUGACCACCUCAUAGUCGCGAGCAAUAUAGUGAGAGAGGUCUCAAUUUUUAUGUAUUAAUUUUAUAUUUUCAUUGACUGGUAGUUAAUUUAAGCUUUCGCGUUGUUUAAACACAUUUUAAACACACUAUCGGGACUUAACGCAAUAAAGAAACAGAUAUGUAGGUACUAUUUACUUGCAAAAAAAAUUUCAUUCCUGAUAGUGUAUUUAAAAUACUGACUGAUCUUCAUCUGUGAAGGUUUUUGUACUAUCAAAUAUAUAAUAUUAUUUCUCAAUUUACUUACUCACUGGCGCAUUUAAGUGCUAAUAUUUUUUUUUAUUGUUGGGUAAAAAAGUGAUGCCUGAUGCUAGAGACAAAAUAUCAAUUCCCAAUGUGAUGAAUGAGAUCACGUGAUCUUAUAUUUAGUGAUAUGUACCCCUAAGUAUGUUUGUAAUAUUUGUAAUGUCGCGUCUAUUUCAAUUGUAAAUGUAU